This is a messenger RNA of Purpureocillium takamizusanense, 330 nucleotides long. RefSeq lists its product as uncharacterized. Lineage: Eukaryota; Fungi; Ascomycota; Sordariomycetes; Hypocreales; Ophiocordycipitaceae. The transcript is spliced from 2 exons. The coding region runs from base 1 to 330 and encodes 109 amino acids. The record is from RefSeq and is a predicted model, not a curated record.
AUGGGCUUGAUCGGCCACUUCGUCAAGCAUGAACUCACCAAACACACGUCCGGCUCGCACGAGACGUACAAGGGCCUGGGACACGCGGAAAAGUCCAUUGUCGAUUCCGCGAUGAGCCACUAUGGUCACGGCGAUCAUCAUAGCGCCGUCAACGUCGUCUUCAAGGGUCUGGCAGCACUAGGCAAGGCAACGCCUUAUGGCAGGGUCGCAUCCAUGUUGAUGUCGAGCGUGAAAGACGCCAAGGCGUUUGGAGGAACGUUACUUUCGCUGGUACACGGCCACAAGAAAUCUUCGUCGUCGCCAUCGUCCUCCAGUUACUCAUCAUACUGA